AAGACCUCCUUUUUUUUUCCAUCGUCCCUAGAUCCCUGUUUGUUUUCCUGAAACUCCUCCCUAAAAAUUAAGAAGAGUUUAUUAAUGAAUAAUGAAGCUUGAUGGUCUUUGGAAGUUUAAAGGUGGAGAGGGAUUUUCUGGGUUUGUCCAAAUUAUUUUGAGAUUUGUUUUUGAGAUAUUGAGAAUACUGUUGAAAUGAAGGAAUUAAAAGUAGCGGAAGAGGAGAAAGCCAGAGAAAAGUUAAAAGGGGGACCGGUGUCUGAUGUUGAGGUCUUUGCGGAGACACACAAGAAAAAGAAGAAAGACGGUUCAAGAGAAGGAUGGGUUGAGACACGUGCAUCGGAACAAUAUGAUGGAUAUCAUAGAAGCUUGGAUGAAUGGUGUCAGAUGCAGCCUACUUCUGACGAUGGUACCCGAAUCCAACCGUCACCCCGAUGUUAUGACUUCAAUAUGGACGGAUGUAGCAGGCGGUGUAUCCAAAGGAAGAGUUUACGGGCUUGGAGUACAACGGUCUUCCUCUUUUCGUUCAUCGCCAUUAGUUUCGGAUGUUCCUACUACGCAAAAUCAGGAAGAAAUGGGAGCAAUGCAAAAGAAUAUUGAGUUGUUGUCGAAACGAUGUGAGACGGUCGAAGCUCACAUUGCUAGAAUGGAUAAAUACAUGAAAGAACACAUGCCCCACUUUUAUGAUGAUGAAGAGACUGAUUCUGAUGUGUAGUAGUGAUUUAAGGUUGAUUACUUUUCUUGGAUGUUUAAAUUUUAUAUUUAGACUUUAUGGUAAAUUUGAAUGAUGUUGUAUAUAUAUGUUUAAACUUUAUUAUAUUAGUGUCGAUAUAUAUUAGCUACUCAGACUUGAUAUUGAAUAUUUAGACGUUAAGUAAUGUUUUGCUUUGAUAUUAUGGGAUUUGAAUGUUUGUUUGUUGAUGUUGGAAUUGGUUGGUUUGAUUAUUAGAUCGUUUAGUUGGAAUUGGUUGUGUAGUUAAAAUUGAUUUGUUGAGUUGGUUGUUUAGUUGGAAUUGGCUUGUUGAAUUGGUUGUUUAUAAUAUUUUGCAUUUGACAGGUGAUGUGCUAAUAAAAUGACAGUAUUCUGUCAAAUUUCGAUCCAGUUUUUCGACUAUUGUAGUCGAAAAGUGUGCCCAGCAUAAUGAUUUUCCGACUACAAUAGUCGGAAAAUGAGGCCAGAAUAAUACAGAUUCCGACUAC
Nicotiana tabacum (common tobacco) is the source of this 1200-nucleotide messenger RNA. The record is from RefSeq and is a predicted model, not a curated record. Lineage: Eukaryota; Viridiplantae; Streptophyta; Magnoliopsida; Solanales; Solanaceae.